Messenger RNA from Brugia pahangi, 2946 nucleotides. The record is from the annotation of a GenBank genome assembly. NCBI's taxonomy places the organism in Eukaryota, Metazoa, Nematoda, Chromadorea, Rhabditida, Onchocercidae.
AUGGCAGCUGCAGCACCAAAUGGUAUUACCCAACAGCAGUGGGCUACUACAUCGGCUGCAGCAGCAGCACUUCAAAAUGGUGGGAAUCGUCAUCGUCCAUAUUUCGGGCAACCUCAAUUUGUUCGUGCACCGAUAAUUGGAAAUCGUAUAAGUGGAGUAGAUUAUUGGCAUAAAAAUGGUGGCUCAGCAGCUGAUGCUGUGCGUCGUCAGCAGCAACAGCAGCCACUUCAUUAUGAACGCGGAGGCGCUGGUAGUAAUGUUGGGAUAGAUGACAUUUCGGAUCGUAACAAAGCAUUUUUUUUACGUAACGAUAAAUGGCAACCACGUGGGUCACAUCCACAGGCACCACCCAAAUUAACUUCUGCACAAAGACGAGCACGUGGGCCAUUACCAGACUGGGACGAAUGUGCAGGAGACGAUGAUAAUUUUGAUUAUAUGGAUCUGAUGGAAUCUCAAUAUGCGCAGUUUUAUGCUGUGUCAACGAUACCUCCAUUUGAUCCCAGUUCGACAUGCUUGGAUCCCGCAUUGGCAGCAGCAUUUCCGACUGCGAAUAUUAUGUUUCAAGCGCACCAACAAAUGGCUGCCCUAACGUUUCGUCAUUCACAUAUUUCCCCGUUUAACCCCCAUCUGCUUUCCCAACCUCCACCUACUGUUGCAGCUACAGCUGCAACCGUAGGUGAGUCACGUUCGGACAGUGUAGCAUCGUCGCUUACAUCCAACACUGUCCCGCCAACACCAACCGCUUUACUUUCACCAGGCAGUGGUGUUCUCACAACCAAAGGUGAGUUCAUCCCUGGACCGGCGGUAGGCCCUAUGAGUGUCCCUUACCAUGCCGCUUAUCCACCUGUAUCACCCCAAGCACCAAUCACCAGUGAAACUUUGAAAGAAUAUGUUAGAAAACAAAUAGAGUAUUACUUAUCUCCGGAGAACCUUCAGAAAGAUUUCUAUUUACGUCGGAAGAUGGAUAAAAAUGGUUUUUUAUCGUUAGCGUUGAUAGCUAGUUUUCCUCGUGUUCGUACACUUACCGAUAAUAUUGCAUUAAUUACGGAAGCUUUACGAAGUAGUGAAAAAGUGGAACUUAGUGACGACAAUGAAAAUGUUCGACCGCAUGAUAAUCCACAACAAUGGCCGCUUUCGCCGGCUCUAUUGCAAACCACGGAGUCAAGCAACAGUGCUGCUCGUCCGGAAGCUGAAACGACCAUAAAGAUGACAAAUAUUGCAUCUUCGGUGGUUUCUCAGGUGAUGACGACAGAGCCACUGGCACCUGAAGCUACGGAUUCUAAUGUUUUAGUGCAAGCUGAGUUGCAGCCGUCUGUUUCUUUGGAAUCACUUGAAGCUGAGAAGCGAAAUUGUGAAGGACGCAACAAUAAUGACACUACUAAAGAAGUGACUACUGGCAAUUAUUCUGCACUAAUUGCAGAUGAGACGGUUUCAAAUUUAGCAAAAGGCAGUAAGCGUGAUAAAACGGAAGAUGUCUCAUGUAGACUAUCGUCACAUGCAUAUGGAAAAAACGGUAGUGGGAAGAGCAAUAAUGAGAUGAUGGAGCGGAACAGGGAACUAACGAAAGAAUCUGAAGUAGAAGAUUGGCAAGAGGUCAAAAGUCGGAAGCAAAGGAAAAGUAAGGCUUCUGGUAAUGCUGUUGGCAAAGGAGCAUCACAUUCAGUUUCAUCGCCACCUGCACGAUUUGUUCCAGAAACGGACAUGCAAAAUGAUGACGAUUUUUUUGCAGUACCAGAUCUGCCACAUCGCGAAAGGAGAACAGUUAAUAGGAUUGCAGUAUCGGAUGAUUCAUCAGAGGAUAUAAGCGAUGCAAAUAUCAAAAAAUUAAUUAUUGUAACACCAGCAUCGAAUAAAAGACAGUUUGAUCGUACUGGUGAUCCAGCAUCUCCCAAAGUGAAUCAAAAUUUGACGGAAGAAAUGGAAUAUGGUCUUAGGCGAUACGAAAAUGAGUUAUGGAAUCGUAAAGAAACAACUCGUAAGACUCAUAUUAAUAAGGUUGACACAGUUCCUGAAGAAGGAUUCAAGCAACUGAAAGGGGAGAAUAGCACCCUUCAAAAAUGUGCGCCAGAACCACUGCAGAAAGCGCUUCCAACUUCAAAUACUGUCCCGGAAAUUUCUUCAGUUUGGGCACAAAAGGCUCGUGAAAGAGCUGCGGCAAACGCUGCAUCAUCGACAAAAAGUCCAUUGGCAAAACGAGAAACAGAAUGUGGUCUGUUAACGCCACGUUUUUAUCCGGUGAAGGAGAGUGCCGUUCCAGAUUCUUCUCAGUCAAGAAAAUAUAAAACUCGUCAUAGCGAAAAUCCACCUGUUGAAAUGCCCGUUGGUUGGGUUUUUGGCACUCGUUCGAGGACAUCUUCUGUUAAUGCCGACUCGGUUGAAUCAACAAGUAACCAAGCUGCACCUGGCCCUUCAAUGCACGUCUCCUUUAGUUUGUUGCAAGAGAAUGGUUUCCAGGAACAGAUAUACACGAAAUGGAGAAUAUCAUGCCUACAGCAGAGAGAACAUUUGGGUUAUGGCACAACUGAGAUGAAUACUUAUUUCCGUUUCUUAUCUUUCUUCUUGCGAGACCAUUUCAACCGGAAAAUGUAUCAAGAAUUUAGACAUUUAGCCCUUGAAGAUGCGCAAGCGGGUUACAGGUACGGGCUAGAAUGCCUCUUUAGAUUCUACAAUUUUGGUCUGGAGCGUAAAUUCAGGCCAAACGUGUACUUAGAUUUCCAAGAGGAAACAAUGAACGAUGUUAAACGAGGCGAACUAUACGGGUUGGAAAAGUUUUGGGCUUUUCUAAAGUUUUACAAGCACUCGAGGCGCUUAGAAGUUCAUCCAUUCCUCAAAAAGAAGCUAGCAGAAUACAAGAAUUUGGAUGAUUUCAAAUUUGAUCCGGCUACAGCAGCCAAGAAAGAACUAUCAGUGGACAGUAUAAGUGCAGCUAUUUCUUCCAGGCGAUGA